Molecule: messenger RNA, 979 nt
Organism: Phytomonas sp. Hart1
Lineage: Eukaryota; Euglenozoa; Kinetoplastea; Trypanosomatida; Trypanosomatidae
Source: the annotation of a GenBank genome assembly
GUAGCCAUAUAGAAAAUAGUGGUAGAGGGUGGGAAAAGGUACGUGUAAGGAUCAAAACGGACCCAUACGGAGCGAUAUGGCUACCGGCAACAUAUCGGAUACUUCUUUGAAGUACUUUGAAGAAAAGAAGAUCAAAAUACUAUUGGAUGAGGCAUUCCAUGAUUUAUUGGUUGCGAUGCCGGAUGAUCCACUAAACUUUUUGUUGAAAACGUUUUCGAGGCCCACGGGACUCCGCCUUAUGAUUGCAGGGCUGUCUGGUAGCGAGAAAAGUGCCCAUUCCAAACUUUUGGCCAAAAAGUAUGGAGUUCGACAUAUCAGCGCGGGAGAUGUGUUGCGCAAAGCGAGCACCGACACAACCCGCAAGGGUCAGGAAAUCGCGUCUUAUUUGAAACGACAGGCUCUUGUACCCGAUAAGUUGUUUAUAGAUUUGAUUUUUGAUGAAAUACGCGCCGCAAAGGAAAACGGGAAUGGUUGGAUUCUAGAGGGAAUCCCACGAACCCGUUCCCAGGCCAUUUAUCUCCAGUCUGAAGGGAUAUUCCCUCAAAGGUUCUUCUAUCUGGAUGUUACGAAUGAGACUGCAGCGCUUCGUCUCGCAAAAAACCGCAAUAUCAACUCGCGUCCACCGUCUUCUUCGGAUGUACCGAACAUGGAUACGGCUUCUGAAUCGCCAGUUUUAGGGUUGAAUAAUUUCAAGUCCCAAUAUCAUGAAGUCAUCGAGUGCUAUGAAUCCUUUUUUGUUCGCAUUAAUGGUGAAAGACCCAUUGAAGAGGUCCAUGAGGAGCUGUGUGCUCAGGUGGACUCGGUUGGGUUGCCCCCAUAGAGAGAGAGAGGGCGCACGGACCGACUCACGAGCCUCCGCGGGCGACGCCCAUGGAUUGCGAAGAAACGCCCCGUGUUGGAUGUACAUAGUGUGUGAUGAUGCACCUGCGCGACAGGUGCUCUUUUGACGCCUCAGUGGUGUAAAUAGUUACCUUUCAGA